Messenger RNA from Xenopus tropicalis (tropical clawed frog), 3949 nucleotides. RefSeq names its product zinc finger protein 84. The transcript has 5 exons. Lineage: Eukaryota; Metazoa; Chordata; Amphibia; Anura; Pipidae. The record is from RefSeq and is a predicted model, not a curated record. Bases 140 to 1816 code for a protein of 558 amino acids. Gene Ontology annotation, biological process: regulation of DNA-templated transcription. Gene Ontology annotation, cellular component: nucleus; cytoplasm.
GUGCCACCCUGAGGGGAACUUACUGCAGGGCACUGGCUAACUGCACCAUCUGUCGCAGCGGCUGCAGCAGCUCUGGUAGCAGGGGGCGGCUAUGCUGCAGUAAGUGCUGGCUGGGGAAGGGGUGAACACAGGAUUGUUUAUGGUUCCUGAAAGCAUGCAGACCUCAAAGGUUUCUGUACAUUUUAGUGAAGUUGCGGUAUAUUUUUCGGAGGAAGAAUGGCAGUGUUUGAGCAAGAGUGAGAAGGAUCUCUACCAGACCGUGACCAUGGACAGUUACUACAUGCUGCUAUCACUAGAUCUACUGAAUGUCAAACCAGAGAUUGUGCAACGGAUUGAGCAAGGCCGAGAUCCUUCUGUUUCCUGUCACCAGGAAAUGCUUUGGCGAAAAAAAUGUAUGGGGACGCAGGCAGGGAAUUAUGUAGGCACCCACCAUGUUGGUUUACCAAGGUCAUAUUGGACAUGCCUGGAUAAUGUUCUCUAUUCCCAAUCUGGAGACCGUGGCCUUGGAAUUGCAUAUGCCCCAGAUGCGUUCUCAAUGCCGGUGACUAAAACCAAGCAUGGUCACAAAGGAGAUCGACGGUAUACCUGUUUGGAAUGCGGGAAAACCUUUAUUCAGAGUUCUCACCUCAAGUCCCACCAGAAAACUCAUACAGGAGAGAAGCCGUACGCCUGCAAUGAAUGUGGGGCCCGAUUUGCCGAAAAGUCAACUCUCGUAAAGCACCAAAGAACUCACUCAGGAGAAAAGCCAUAUGUUUGCCUUAUAUGUGACAAAGCCUUUUCUCAGAACUCCCAUCUAACCAUGCACCAGAGGACCCACAUAGUGAAAGAGACGUGUUCUGAGUGUGGCAUCAUUGUAACAAAUAUAAGCCCCUACUCCAAAAUCCACAGUGCCCAGCUGCAAAGCGAAUGCUCUGAAUGUAGCCAACGUCUCGUGGCAAAGCUUGAUGCCCUUAGCAACCGAAUCAUUAGUAAAAGAGAGAAAAUUUAUAAAUGUACUCAGUGCGAUAAAAGAUUUACUCGAAGCGCAAACCUGGUGGUCCACUACAGGACACACACGGGGGAGAAACCAUACAUCUGCUCCUACUGUGGCAAAACCUUUACAGACAGGUCGAACCUUGUCAGCCACCUGAGGACUCACACAGGAGAGAAGCCUUAUUCGUGCAUUGAGUGUGGAAAAAGCUUCCCUUACCGUUCGGCCCUGGUUUUACACAAGAGAACACAUACGGGAGAGAAACCGUUUGUAUGCAAUGAAUGCGGGAAGAGCUUUUUCUGCAACUCCCGCUUAGUCCUGCACAUGAAAGCUCAUACGGGAGACAGACCCUUUGGUUGCAAUGUGUGCGGGAAAAGCUUUUCUUGUAGCUCAACCCUUAUCAAACAUCAAAUUAUACACACUGGUGAGAGGCCUUAUGUAUGUCUAGAGUGUGGGAAAGCCUUCACCCGCGGGUCACACCUGGCAAUCCACCAAAGGACUCACACGGGGGAGAAACCAUACUCCUGCGAUGAUUGUGGGAAAGGCUUCACUGACAAGUCCAACCUUGCGAGCCAUCAGAGAACUCACAAGGGAGUGAAACAAUAUGAGUGCAAGGAGUGCGGCAGGAAAUUCACCCAGAGCUCAACGUUACUCAAACACCAGCUCAUACACACAGGGGAAAAACCCUUUGCUUGCUCCGAAUGUGGAAAACUCUUCAGUCGUAGCUCCAACCUUAUUAUCCACCUCAGAAUGCAUACGGGAGAGCGGCCAUAUUCUUGUACAGUGUGCGAAAGAAGCUUCGCCCACAGCUCACAUCUUGUCAAACACCAGAAGCUUCACAAAUAAUGAUACUGGGAUAUCUUGUUCUACUUCCAUUUUUAGUAUCCAAAACAUACCACCGUCUGAACUGUUUCUUCAUAAUUCCAUGAAAUUAUUGGCUGUACGCGGAACUGUAAAGGCCUCCAAUUAAAUAUCUAGUCAUACAAAUGAACAAUGAAUUAAACACAGAUAUAAAAGAAAUGUAAGAUCUUAGUAUGACGUGCAAUUAAAGAAAAAAAAACUUUUUUUUUUAAAUUCAGCUGUAAUUCUCAAUUGUUUCCUUGGUUUGGGAUUGGACAUGUAGGAGUCUUUGUAAGUGUCAGAAUAUUAAAGGGUAAUGUGGAGGAACAACUGGACCAAUUUUGGAAAGGGUCAACAUCAAGAAAGGAGAAGAAAGGAGUAACUGUAUAACUGGUUUAUAUGGUGAACAUAGGAAUGAAUGAUGUUUAUUUAACCCCUCAUAGAGGGAAAGAUGUGAAAAAAAAAACAUUAGAAGGGGAUAAUAAAGAAAGUUAUGGUAAGGGUUUAUAUUAUGGGAUGGGGUGAGCAGUUACUGGAAGGGGUCACGCUAUGAUUAGAGACAGUGAAUAUGAAAAAGGUGCUGUGGUAGAAUAAGAGUAGGAGUUAUAUAAAGGGGUUACGUUGAGAUGUAAGGGGUGUGGUAAUGGGAAGUGGCUGUUAGUUGGGUUAAGGGAUGGACAGCAAACUACUAGAUACAGCACAUAUAUACAAUUCAAUUCAAGUUUAGGUGUCUAAUAUAUUUGCAGCAAUCUGGUUAGCAGAAACAUCAAUUCUCAGUAUGAAUUGCAUAUUAAAUUGUGAACUGGAAAGAUGCAAAAUAGGUAGGUGAAUAAUUCAAAAACUAGAAAAAUGGAAGACUGCUUGACUGCUUAUAUUGUGUCUUUGCAUCACUACGUGUCUACAUCAUACUAAAAGUUAUUUUAGGGAGGACUAACUUUCUAAAUAUGUACACCACCUUGGGUUAAUAUUUGGAAUGUAAUGAUACUAUCAGUUUCAAAUUGGCAGUAUAACUUCUAUAGACAAAUUUCCCCAAUAGACAAACAACUUUAUACAGUAUAUGUUGCUCCUGCAAUGUCUUCUUUGGGGGGUUUAGAUACAACCAAACAUUAGUUGUACAGGUGUGAGCCCUAUUAGGACAGUUGUUGUGCAAUAAACGUUAAUCUAGGUGUGCUACAGUACUGUGCCUGCUUUAUCAUUUAAAGGAAAACAGCUGGGCUACAGCUUCUAUUAGGCUGCACUUCAUAUCUUUGGGCAGUAGAGGGAAUCUGCUCUAUCACGUUGUUUCGUUCUUAUAUCCCAGAAACAGUCUGCUUAGAUCAGGGAUCCCCAACCUUUCUUACUCGUGAGCCACAGUCAAAUGUAAAAAGACUUGGAGAGCAACACAAGCACCAUAAAAGUUCAUGGAGGUGCCAAAUAAGGGCUAAGAUUGGCUAUUAGGAGCCACUAUCAGCUUACAGGGGCUUUAUUUGGUAGUAAAUCUUGGUUUUAUUCAACCAAAACUUGCCACCAAGUCAGAAAUUCAAAAGUAACUACCUGGUUUGGGGGCACUGAGAGCUACAUCCAAGGGGUUGGGGAGAAACAUGUUGCUAACGAGCCACUGGUUGGGGAUCACUGGUUUAGAUCAACAGAAUAUGGAAAGAAACAACAGCCCAGCCCAAAAAUAAAAAAUGUGAAGAAAAUAAAAUUAAAGAAAAAGGUGAGAAGAAGCCCUUAAUCUCAGUGAGUUAGACAUUCAAGCCUAUGUGAUCACAUAAUCUAGAGUUUCUGCUGUGCAAAAGGUAUAUAGGAUGUAGUUCCAGUUACACUGGAAACCAUUCAUCAAGAAACCCUGGAAGGUCAUCACCCAUAAAGUCCAUUUUCAGAUAAUAAUAGUUCUAAUUUUUAAAAAUGAUUUCCUUUUUCUCAGUAGUAAUAAAACAGUGCCUUGUACUUGAUGGUAACUAGAUCCCAUACCCCUAUUCUGAGAUUAUUUGCAAGCAUAUUUACCCAGGUUGUCUGCAAGAUGUUAAAAGAUGAAAUAUGUUAUUACAAUACCUGAAUGAGCAAAAACAAGCAAAUCAAAUAAAUCCACAUGUUUUAAAAGGAAACAACUUAUUUAUUGGUAGCACAUUGUAAUAUACAAUAAAUAUAUUUAAAUGA